Microthlaspi erraticum is the source of this 546-nucleotide messenger RNA. Lineage: Eukaryota; Viridiplantae; Streptophyta; Magnoliopsida; Brassicales; Brassicaceae. The record is from the annotation of a GenBank genome assembly.
AUGUCAGGAUUCGCAGAUCAACUACUGUUCAUCCUCCUUCUCGUGUCUGUCUCCUUGUCGCCGCCGGUCAGGUGUUUAGGUGAUGGUGCAAAUGGAAAAGAGAGAACAUUGGCUAUGAUAAAGCCAGAUGGAGUCUCUGGUAACUACACCGAAGAAAUCAAAAGGAUUAUUGUUGAGUCCAGUUUCAGUAUCGUCAGGGAGAUGCUUACUCAGCUUGACAAUGAGAAAGCGUCUGCGUUUUACGACGAGCACUCGUCAAGGAGCUUUUUCCCAGAUCUUGUUACAUACAUGACAAGUGGUCCAGUGUUGGUGAUGGUGUUGGAGAAGAGAGACGCUGUUUCUGAUUGGCGUGGUUUAAUCGGCCCAACGGAUGCGCAAAAGGCUAAGAUUUCUCACCCUCACAGCAUCAGAGCAUUGUGUGGAAAGGACUCGCAAAGUAACUGUGUGCACGGCUCCGAUUCAACAUCGUCAGCUGAAAGAGAGAUCAAGUUUUUCUUCGAUGAUGUGCUUUCAGGUGACAUUGCUUCACAACAUGAUGAACUAUAA